AUGGAGAGAACGAGACAGCAAGUACCCCAAGCAACUCCCAAGGUUGGCUCCAGGGCCAGAGCCAUCUUCGGCCCCAAGACUCCCUCCGCAAAGCCCCACCCCCUCAGCUCCCACAAUUCCAAUACCCACGACGUCCCUGCUCUUCCCCACGGCAUCUCUCCCAAAGACGGCAUGAGCUCGGUAAAGCUCAAAAUCAAGAGUUCCACGACGCCUGAGGCACGGUCGAGGGUGUUGGUGAAACCGAUGGGGUCAAAGCUGCCUGGUGCAGGUAGCCGUCCUGUGGCGACACCGUCCAUGAAACUGGUCACCAAAACGCCCCAAGCAAGACACGAAGACGUCUUUGCCGACCAGUGGAUGAGUGCGCCUGCGGAAGCUUCCGACGCUAUUAUGCCUGCCUAUGACGAAUAUCAGCAGGACCUUGCGGAGACAGAAGCUGUUCAGGUCUCGAUCAGGGUGCGACCAGCGAACGAUAUGGAACUCAGAACCGACUCGAGGUGUGUAUGGACCAUGCCCGACCAUGACCCGCAUGUCUUGAAGUUGGCGAAGGGAACAGAAGGCAGUCGUGAAGACCGUGAUUGGCUGUUUGACCGGAUCCUCCAACCCCACUGCAACAACUCCAACGCAUACCAUACUUCUGCGAGAACACAUGUUCGAUCUGCCAUGGAAGGGUACAAUGCCGUCAUCUUUGCAUAUGGACAAACAGCUUCCGGUAAAACCCACACUCUCACAGGAUCUCCCUCAGAGCCUGGUAUCAUCCCUCUGGCCAUUUCCGACCUUUUCUCGCAAAUUCGGUCCACACCGGAUAGAGAGUAUCUUCUCCGAGCGUCCUACAUUGAACUCUAUAAUGAGACCAUCUUCGAUCUUCUUCACCCCAACCACGGGCACGAGCUGCAUUUGAGCGAGACCAAGAAGGGUAUCACUAUCAACGGUCUCACAGAGUCGCCCGUGAGGAACGAGUACGAUGUAACGCAGCUGUUGAGAUCAGGAGAGGAGAAGAGGAGAGUCGGCGCUACCGAUUGGAAUUCUCGAAGUUCCCGAAGUCACUGUGUUUUCAGAAUUUCUAUCGAAUCCAGAGCAAGAAGCUCAUCGGGCGAAGAGACUCCCAGGACCCCGGGACGCGGCGACAAGACUACUAGGAGCAGUACACUCUCCAUCAUCGAUCUUGCCGGCUCCGAGAAGCACACAUCAUCCAAAGAGAGGAAUGCAGAAGGUCGCCAUAUCAACCAGUCGCUGUUGACUUUGAAGUUGGUGAUCUCGAAGCUUGCGGAUCUGGCGUCAAAACGCAACGUGACACAUAUUCCUUACCGUGACAGUAAACUCACACGUCUCUUACAAAACUCGCUCUCCGGCGAUGCUCUCAUAUCAGUCAUCUGUACCGUCUCCCCCUCAGGACUGAACCUCGCCGAGUCAAUAUCUACACUGGCAUUCGCUCAAGGUCUCAAACGAGUGGUCCUCAAGGCUCAGAAGAAGGAGGUCGUUGAUCCUCAUGCUCUGAUUCAGCAGUACCAAAAUGAGAUCGCUGAGCUCAAAGCGCAAUUGGCGGCCAAGGACGCUGGGGCCGGUACCGUUGGGUCGAAGGCCUCGAAGAAUGAGAAGGAGAACAAUGAGGCUAUGGAGAAGAGGCUGAACGAGCUCAAGAGUAUGAUCUUGACGUCUGUCAAUGUUAAAUCGCCAAACCUUGGCGAUCAAGCGAUGAUGCCUCCUGCUAGUCCGGCCAAGAUGAAAUACCCAAAACUCGAUUACGGCCGACCCUCCGCCGAGCUUCAGGAAGAGCUUCAUGCCGAGCAGCUUUGUCGAGCUGAGCUGGAAGACGAAGUUGCCCGUCUGAGGGCAGAGCUUGCUACCCGACCACUGGAGCCUAACGCCCAUAUUGUCCAGCUUCAGAAUGAGGUCAGCGAGCUCAAGCUCAUUGCAGACGACUACGAGCGCCAUCUCCUCGAGCCUUCCCGAAAAGUCCGGGAGGAUGUCGAGAAAGAAUUCAGGUCAAAGAUGAAGACACUCGAGAACCAACUGGACAGCAAGAAGAUCUGGGCAAACAGGUUGGACGAGAAUGUGCGAUUCUUGAGCACUGAAAACAAACAGUUGAAGGCUCGAUCCGUCGAGGCCGAAGCCAAGGUGUCCCAAAUCAUCGAGUGGAUCAAUCUUGCCCUUCUUCCUCCUGGCAUGGCCACUGCCUCUAGUGCCGAUCAACCACUCGAAUCCCUCGUCGUAUCUGACGACUUUUCUCCCGUCCCCUCCGUCAACACAUCUGCCAAGAACACCUUGACCCUCUCUGCAUCCAAGAUGCGAGCAACAUUCAGUCAGAUGGACUUGGCAAAUUUCAACGACAAGUUUGGCACCCUGACCAUGGGCGGCAACGGCGGGAGGGGUUUGGGUAGCGAUUUGGUUCGUGAGGAAAGCCAUUUUGACUUGGCAGAGGUAGCAAGUGACGACGAGGCUUUUUGA
Molecule: messenger RNA, 2445 nt
Organism: Cryptococcus amylolentus CBS 6039
Lineage: Eukaryota; Fungi; Basidiomycota; Tremellomycetes; Tremellales; Cryptococcaceae
Exons: 11
Coding region: 1-2445 (814 amino acids)
Biological process (GO): microtubule-based movement
Molecular function (GO): ATP binding; microtubule motor activity; microtubule binding
Source: RefSeq, a predicted model, not a curated record